GCCCCCAUGAACCUCACGCGAAUAACUCGGUCAAAGAAUCUGGAUCGAGUGCAAAAGGUCUUGCCUUGUACAUGUUGUACGUCUGAGCAGAACUCUGGUCCAAAGAAUUAUUUCUGACUUUUUCCACAAUGCCAGGGAAGAAAGUCUAUGUUGUUGGGGUGGGCAUGACCAAGUUUGAAAAACCUGGUCACCGUGAAGAUUUUGAUUAUCCUGAUAUGGCAAAAGAAGCAGGUUAUAUAAAUGUUUUUGUUAUGAUGCUAUUGGGAUACCAGAUGAAGGUCAAUAAUAAUUGUGCUACAGGAUCAAGUGCACUGUAUUUGGCCAAGCAGAUGGUUGAAGGAGGUGUGUCAGACUGUAUUCUAGCUUUGGGGUUUGAGAAAAUGCAAAGAGGAUCUUUAAGUGGAAAGUAUGAUGAUCGCACUUCACCAAUGGAUAAACACAUGGAAGUUAUAAUCAACAGACACGGUCUGGCAGCAUAUGAUGAUCGCACUUCACCAAUGGAUAAACACAUGGAAGUUAUAAUCAACAGACACGGUCUGGCAGCAGCACCGGUAACACCACAGUUGUUUGGAAAUGCUGGUAAAGAACACAUGGAAAAAUAUGGGACCAAGGCAGACCAUUUUGCCAAAAUUGCAUACAAGAAUCACCUACAUUCUGUUGAAAACCCGUUAUCUCAGUUCAGGAAAAAGUACUCUUUAGAAGAAAUAAAAAACUCUCGCAUGAUAUUUGAUCCAUUGACUAUGCUGCAGUGCUGUCCCACAUCAGAUGGCAGUAUGUCACCCAGAGAUGUUCAAGUUAUUGAACUGCAUGACUGUUUCUCUACUAACGAGCUCCUGACAUAUGAAGGGCUUGGUCUUUGUGCUGAAGGAAAAGGAGGAGAAUUAGUCGACAGAGGAGACAAUACAUAUGGAGGCAAGUGGGUUGUAAACCCCAGUGGAGGGCUCAUUUCCAAGGGACACCCUCUAGGGGCAACAGGCUUGGCACAGUGUACUGAGCUGUGUCGUCAGCUGCGUGGUGAAUGUGGUAAGAGACAAGUACCAGGAGCUAAGGUUGCACUCCAACAUAACCUAGGACUGGGUGGUGCUGUAGUAGUGGGUUUAUAUCGAUUAGGAUUUCCCAAUCAGAGAAGGUAUCGUCCUGUACCUUCCUAUACCUCAGCCACAAGUAAAGAAGAUUUCAAGGCAGCAGCAAUAUUCGAUGAAAUGGAGAAGAUGUUGAAGGGGGAUGGCCCUGCACUGGUAAAGAAGAUCAAAGGAGUUUAUAGAUUCAACAUCAAAAAAGCUGAUGGGAAAGAAACAUGGUGGAUUGUAGACGCUAAGAAUGGUGACGGUGCUCUGAAAUACAGAGGGACAGACAAAGCUGACUGUACAGUAACCAUGAAAGAUGCUGAUUUUGUGAAGAUUAUGAGUGGAAAGAUGAACCCACAAACGGCUUUUUUUCAAGGCAAGAUCAAGAUCAAAGGAAACAUGGGUCUGGCCUUAAAAUUGAGAGAAAUUCAACCCAAGCCUGGAAAAUCUAAGUUGUAGAUACACUCAAGGAGCGUCCAGUUUUCAACCUCGUUCCCAGGAUCUCUCAUCUCUGCGCCCUACCGGAGUGGUUGGGCGAGAAAAUGAGAGACCCUGGGGACGAGAUUGGUUCAUUUUAUGUGUUCGACUUCUAGUUUUGACUUGGAAUUCAUGUCAAAGUUUCCAGUUAGUAUUUUUCUUUUAGCCGCAUCGCACUCCAGUUGGAUAUCUUAACGGGCACUCACUUUGCUGCGACGACGAGCUAAUGCUCGCAAAGUCAGCUACACUCACUCGCUAUGGCGGUUAACAUACCGUUAUCAACUUUGAAUUAAGAAGCUAAUAGUUUCACCAGCUCGCCGACGCACCCCAACAGUUUUUUUAUAAGUUCAGUAAUUGGCACUAAGGUUAAUUUGAGAAUAAUCGCGAGGUGAGACUCCCACAUAAAAAGCACGGGGGUAUUCUUCGUACAUUUUAGGGGUUAAAAAAGCGGUUUUGGUACAUCUUGGAGUGUUCAGCCGCAAAAGGUCCACAGCGGGAGCUUUUAGAUAGGUUACACUGUAUGAUCCCAGUGUUUACACUAUAUAUAUACUUUUAACCUUAUGUUAUAAUUUCUAUCUUUAAAGUGCGGAUUCUUCCAGAAGAUGUAAUAACAGUUAUUGAUUUCUACAAAAAUUGGACCAAAAAUAUUUAUCAGUAUCUUAAAACUUUUUAACUCUAACUUGAAAUUCGAACUCGAGCUCGACAUUCGAGUUGGAGCUCAUUAAAAUUAUACACUCGAAAAUUGUACAUUUUGAAUUCAUAACGGCUGAAAUAUGUAGUCUAAAGAAACAUUUUUCUCAGAUGAAGCUAGACGUAAAGUGAAUCGAAAGAUCGUUUUCAUAUUGACUGUAUACUCUAGGAGGUAAAAACACACGAUGACCGUAUAAUGCAAUGUGAGGCCUUGUUAGGGAUUUUAGCGACAAGGGAUAACUGGCAAAAUAAAUUUUAGGAUAAAGAAAAAGAGAAUUAGUUUUUGGGAAACAGGUUUUUGUAUUUUUGACACUGAACUCGAGGUGUAUGGAAAAAAAUUCCAACCUAGACACUUCCAGGGACAAUAAUGUUGACACUUUGGGACAACAUUGUAUAGACUGUUAAGGAUAACAAUGUUGAUACUUGUAGGGCUAAUAUUGUAGAGACUUUUAGGAACAAGGGUAGCACAGACGUGGUUGAAAGAAAGAUUAAGAUUUGCGGUUUAUUAUGGUGUUUUGUUACUAUAUAAUAUAAUGAGUUAAAUUUUCUAUCCCCAAAUGCCCACUUUCUUCUAGACAAUUCUACCUCGUUACUGUUGUUAAUUGUGUUCAUAUGACCGUAAGAUAAGUACAAUUUUGCGACUGCGGUAUACAACCCUUAUCAGUUUUAUUUGAUACAAGUACUCUAGAUAUGUAACUGAUAUAUACAAACGUCUUCAGUCUCUUUCUUCAAAAUAAAUAGUGUCCUUUAUCUUUGAUAAACAAAAUUAAAUUAUUAUUAACAUCUUA
Orbicella faveolata is the source of this 3022-nucleotide messenger RNA. RefSeq names its product sterol carrier protein 2-like. Gene Ontology annotation, molecular function: acyltransferase activity, transferring groups other than amino-acyl groups. Lineage: Eukaryota; Metazoa; Cnidaria; Anthozoa; Scleractinia; Merulinidae. The record is from RefSeq and is a predicted model, not a curated record.